UUUAAUGACGGUUGGACCUACUCUGUGUGUGUGUGUGUUACAGAAAUGGCCCGUGUGCUGUGUGUUCUGAUCGUGGGGCUGAGUGUUUGUGUGCUGGGACAGGUGUCAGCAAAGACCUUGAGUAGAAGUGCCGUUCUGAGAGCCGUCAGUGAUGCCAAAAAAAUCAUUGAUGAUGCCUACACAUACUCUCGGGCGGAGACUCUGAGGCGUGUGAGGACGAGGAAAUCCCUUAACCCAUCUGACCUCCUGCGUUUGGUGAAGCAGCCGGCUCGAGAGACGCGCUCGGCAGUGAGAGCAGCAGACUACCUGGAGUACACGCUCCAGCUCCUGCAGGACAGACACCACAUCCACAAGCGCUCCCUCAAUGCUACAGAUAUGAUCAGUCCAGAGUAUCUGGAGACCAUCGCUAAUCUGACUGGAUGUGCUGCCCGUGUGCGUCAACCGAGUUGUAAGACCACACCCAACCUAAACCAGUACCGCACAACUACCAGCGUCUGCAAUAACAGGAAGUUUCCCCGCCGUGGCUCCUCCAACACUCCUUUUCUGCGCUUGCUUCCCGCUGAGUAUCAAGAUGGGUUCAACCUACCACAGGGCUGGGACCCCAUGAUGCAGCGCAAUGGAGCCAUGCUGCCACUGGUGAGGCUCGUUUCCAACCGUAUCUUAAGCACAGCUAACGAGAAUGUAGUGAAUGACACCGACUACACACAUCUGAUCACCAUCUUCGGUCAGUGGACGGACCAUGACCUCACCUUUACGCCUCACUCCCCGAGCAUUCGCUCCUUCAACAGCGGCAUCAACUGUGACGAGAGCUGUAAUCGUACAGAGCCGUGCUUCCCCAUCUGUAUUCCUCCCAAUGACACACGCUUCGGCCGGAACUCUGACGAGUGCAUCCCAUUCUUCCGUUCGGCUCCGGCUUGUGGGACUGGCAUCACCGGCCAUAUUUUCGGAGCUGCCAACGUGCGGGAGCAACUAAAUGCCCUGACGGCCUUCCUGGAUGUGGGGCAGGUGUACGGUGCAGUUGAUGGGCUGGCACGUGACCUGCGUGAUCUUACCACUGACAGCGGACUGCUGCGUGUGAAUGACAAAUUCAAUGACAGCGGACGUGAGCUGCUGCCCUUCUCUCGUAUGAAGGACAUGUGUGCCAACCGUAAGAACAUCACCAACGAUACCAAUGCUGAAGAGGUGCCCUGCUUCAUAGCUGGGGAUUCACGUGUGGAUGAGAACAUUGGGCUGUCCUCCAUGCACACUAUGAUGAUGCGUGAACACAACCGUCUGGCACGCGCUCUGGCCAAACUUAACCCCCAAUGGAGUGGAGAGAUCCUCUACCAGGAGGCUCGCAAGAUCAUGGGUGGCUACUUACAGGUGAUCACGUUCCGUGACUACCUGCUCCACAUCGUUGGGCCAGAUAUCCUUAACGGACCUGAGAUUGGCCCUUUUCCUGGUUAUGAUGAGAAUGUGGACCCGUCCAUGUCAAAUAUGUUCGCCACUGCAGCCUACCGCUUCGCUCACCUGGCUAUACAGCCCUUCAUGUUCCGCCUGGAUGAGAACUAUCAGGAUCAUCCAAAGUGGCCCAGUGUGCUGUUCCACGUUAACUUCUUUACGCCCUGGAGGCUGGUCUUCGAGGGAGGCAUUGACCCUGUGAUCAGAGGUCUGGUGGGCCGUCAGGCAAAGCUCAACGUUCAAGAGCACAUGAUGAUUGAUGCGCUACGUGAGCGCCUCUUUGAGUUCCUGGAGCACGUGGCGCUGGAUCUGGCUGCACUUAACAUGCAAAGGGGACGCGACCAUGGCCUUCCUGGCUACAACAGCUGGCGUGGGUUCUGUGGGCUGUCCAAGCCUCGCACACUGGAGGAGCUGGCCGUGGUCAUGAACAACACAGAGUUGGCCCGCCAGCUGCUGGAGCUCUAUGGCACCGUGGACAACAUCGACGUUUGGCUGGGUGGCGUGGCCGAACCCUUUGUGAACGGAGGCCGUGUGGGACCGCUCUUCGCCUGCAUCAUUGCCAGGCAGUUCCAGAGGCUCCGCCAGGGUGACAGGCUGUGGUGGGAGAAUGAUGAUGUGUUCACCGAAGCCCAGCGUGAGUCUUUGCGGGCGACGUCUCUGUCUCGCAUCAUGUGUGACAACACCGGGAUUACUGAGGUGCCUGAGAACCCCUUCGAGUUCCGUCCCCGUGGGGCUGGAUACACACGCUGUGAGGACAUCCCAGCCUUCGACCUGAGUCCCUGGAGAGCCAAUGGUGAGGAUAGACAAGGACAUCCCGGACCCCCUGGUCCCCAAGGCCCCGCAGGGCCCCCAGGAUCAAAUGGCACUGCUUCUCGUGCUGCCUUCGCCGUGCGCCUGGGCUACAACUUCCCACACCCAGGCAAGCCGAUCGCCUUCAAGAACGUCAUCUACAAUGGCCAGGACCUGUACAACACUAAGACAGGCGUGUUCACGUGCACACAGCCGGGCGUCUACCAGUUUGACUUCCACUGCACGCUCUACCAGAAUGUGGGCAACGUGGACCUGCGCCACAACGACAAGCUGGUGCUCCACUCCUUCACCACGCAGCAGAGCGGCUACGUGACGGCCACCGGGGGCACCAUUCUGCAGCUGGCGACCGGUGACACCGUCUACCUCAGCGCCAACUACGGCGGCAACGGCCUGACCGCCGACAGCUUCUUCUCUGGGCACAUUCUCUUCUCCGUCUAACGGGCAGAAGUUACGUGCCGUCUGCUCUCCUCUCUUACUCUUCUUUCCCUCUUCUUGUCUCUGAUCUUCUCCCAAUCACUCCUCUCCUCUUCCUCCGUCACUCAGGUCAGUGAAAAUAAGAUGAAGGAUGAGCACUUAAGUUAUGUGUAUUACAUGUCGUGUUUUAUUUUGUUUUAAAAUCUUCCAUGAAUGAUCUAUCUUACUUUAUUAAUUAGAGUGAUGGGCUUUACUCUGUCAUUGUCCUGGAGAGGAGGGAAAUACUCACUUCAGGGAAC
Messenger RNA from Clupea harengus (Atlantic herring), 2963 nucleotides. RefSeq names its product eosinophil peroxidase-like. The transcript is spliced from 14 exons. Lineage: Eukaryota; Metazoa; Chordata; Actinopteri; Clupeiformes; Clupeidae. Gene Ontology annotation, molecular function: protein binding; heme binding; peroxidase activity. Gene Ontology annotation, biological process: response to oxidative stress. Bases 46 to 2688 code for a protein of 880 amino acids. The record is from RefSeq and is a predicted model, not a curated record.